AUGGUCAACACGAUCAAAAGCCUUAGUGAAAUCGAAAUAUACUGUGUAAAGUGCAAAACCAUUGUCCCUCGAUUGGAGAACAUAGUCAAAGAAAGAGAGUUGACGGGUGUCACAAGAUCGAGCUUUGAGGAAUCCAUGGUGAGUAGCACUCAGUAGGUUAUUCACUACUAAGUGACACAUCAUCUUAUCCUUGAUCAAUGUCUCUAAGUUCUUCAAAACUGCGGGGAGGGUGUUUAUUGGCCGAAAGUCAUCAAUUGAUGUAGAUUGGCCAUGCAUGGGAAUGGGCAACAUGUUUGAUUCCUUCCACAAGGUAGGAUAAGUUUCACGUUCAAGAGCGAGAUUAAAUAUUUUGCAUAAGAGGGAUGGGAAAAUCGUUUUUGCAUCGGCUUUUUAAAUGCUUACUGGGACACCAUCGGGUCAAGGGCUAUGAGAUUGACGAAAACGCCGAAUCGCAACAGUCACAUCCCACAGAGUGAAAGUUAUAGUUUCGAGAACUGUCCCGGUCAAUGCCUGGAUGGUCGGAAGCGGAAUGGUCGAGUCUUCAAUAAACGUUUUGAACAGGAGAGCAUAGAAGCUAUCAGCAGUUAACUGGGCGUCAACUAUAGGAUUUCCGAGAGCGUCUCGGAGGGUGGGAUGCUGCGUCCGUCUGUGGGUUCGUGCUUUUCGGGAGAAAAGUUUCGAGACAUUUAACGAACAGUUUCAGCGAAUUAAACCUCUUCGGCUAGCCGUUUUUCUUCAGACAAUCUAUUAGCCCGCUCAAAAAUAUCACAAAUAAAGGAUAGAACAGAAACGUCGUUCUGAAGAUGGGAUCGACGAGAAAGCCUUCGCAACCUGAGACGAAAGGGCAAGGGUGGGAAAACCUCAUCCGCAACAUUAAUUAUUUUCUAACGGGGAAAAAACGAGGAGUAAGCGGAUCCAAAAUGUUGUACAGUUUAGCAGUGCAAACAUUUACCUCCAAACUAAGGAAGAAAUCAGUCCAGUCGAAGGAAUUAGGGUGUGUUAAUAACUCGGUCGAGCGAGUUGAUAGGAAAUCGCGGAAAAAGCUAUACUUUGGGGACAACAUUUUGUCAGCCUCGAGAUUCAACGCUGAAAUAACUGUGUCAUGGUCUGAGCCACCGAGUGGGCCUAGGGAUGACACUGACGAAGGCAUGCAGCCUCUGCAGAAAAUUAGGUCAAGCAUGUUUGAUCCCCGGGUGGGAAAAUCGACAACCUGACUCCACAUCCCAACAUCCACAGCCUCAAGAAAGUCUUCGAGCCUUCUGGGGCCUGGAAGGCGGAGACCAGCAGACUUCGGGGAGAUUAAAGUCACCCGCAACCAACCAAUAACUCGUUGCAUACGAGCGUCCAGGUAAGAGGAUAUACAAUUUGAAAGUUUGCCACCUAUUUCGAAAGAGGACAGUUUCAAGAGAAGAAGGGCAUGGCCAGCACGAUCCCUUAUACCAGGUCAGAGGAAGGAGCACGUGAGGCCCAUUAUCUCCGCGACCAUGUUAUACUGAAUGGUUUUUCGAAGGCAUUUGCUGCGGCGCUGCAGCCCGCAUCUGCGUCAGGCAGCGGCAUAAGAUCGGCGAAACACGCGUGUCUGGGCUUUUAGCUAAUACCUGUGUUGUUAGUACGGUAAAUAAUUGCACAGUUCUAUACUACUGGCUGCCUGUUGGAGGUUUGUGAAUAUUAAGUGGUUAUUCCGCAGUAGCUGAUGAAUUUCAGCUAAAAUAUUCAUAUCAAACUUUGGACCGUGCCUGAAAAGGCCCGUUUUGAAAGAUUUACUCCAAUUUCGCGCAUGAAUUUCCUCGGAAAUUAAACAAGGCAUAACUGGCGAUAUUUAAUUGAACGUGUCAAAGAGAGGAAUAAAAAUAUCUUGCGGUGGCUUUUGUAUGGGGGUGGUCAAGAUGCUUUAAGGUUGUCGUUAGUGUGAAAAUACGACGAUGCGAUUCAUUUUUGACAGUGUCGGCAAAGGAGCAUUACAUUUAUUUGCUAUUAGCAUUAAAUAAUAAAGAUAUUAUUCCUUUUAAAAUGAGGACAGAAAGGAGGAUCAAAAUUUGUGAUGCCACAAAGUUCUUAUUUGCUUGGCUCUCUUGCUCAACACAAAUGCUCCUCGGAGUAUGUAACCUUGACCAAAAACCAAAACCUUGCCGUCGCUGCCUACGCAGUCGCCCCAAAAGACCAAGACCGAGCGUAUUUCAGGGGAAACUAGAUGUCGGAAUUGCAGACUGGUCCAAAGCUACCAUGCGCAGCAGGGUCAUGAAAGUUAAAUACCGGUUGAAGCCUGAGGAGCAGUCUGGGGUAGUAUAUCGUAUGCUGUGUGAAAACUGCCUUUCAGCUGCACAUACCAGACUGGGCGCAUGUUCGGAUUGCGCAUACGCAAACAUUGGCUUCUUGUACAACAAGGUGACGAACUGUCACAAGUGGCUGCACGCACCUACAAAUUGGGCCCUAGGUUUAGGUUCGCGGACACCAAGAUGAUUGCCCACGCCGGAAAUCAAACAGGCCGAGGAUUGAUUGAAACCUGCGCCUCGGAUAAGAACUCAGUCGGUCGAAUUAUCUAACUGUCGUCGGCGUACAGAGGUCCGCGCGGUCAGCCCCAGCCUUGCGCCAUUGAUUUAUGAUUGGCUAACAUGCCACUUAACUGUCGUUUGUUCUAUUGUUGCUGCUAUCUCUGACGGUGAACUCCUCCAGGAGUUGGAAAGCCCAGAACAAAAAAGAGAAUGCUUCGGUGCUCGACAAGCCUUUUGCUUAACUUAUAUUCACGUUUGUUAGGUGGGUUGCAUAGACCAUGGAGCUUUGACUCUUAAUCGUUUUGGCAGUCCUUUUUUGAUUAUUCUAAAUAAUGAUUUGAUGUGGGACAGCCCACGUUCUUCAUUCUUGUAUGAUGCAUUCUAAUUGAGACUUAGCGAAUGUUCUAAUAAUCUUGAAGAAAUAUCUUCGUCAAAAUUCAUAAAGCUAGUGGGUCUCACUGGGUUGUCCAGGCGAAAGUUUUCGACGGUUAGUCGCAGAGGACGAGGACUUUACUAUUUUUUCAGUCGAUCUACGUUAAUCUGCAGUAAUUCUGAGUUGGCAGGUCACCGGAUUACAUUUCGACUUACUACACCGUCAACGAAUAUUGGUGUAUUGCGGUUCAACUAUCGUCCACAUAUACCAAAAGCAAAAUGGGUCCCAGUACUGAGCUCUGAGUAAUUCCAUUCCCGACCGAUUUCUUUUGACCUUGCGCAAAUGACCUGAUGCCGAUCCACAAGAAAAUCUACUAUUCAUUUGGAGAAGCCACUUCCGAUUCUUAUUCUUUCGAGUUUUUGCAACAGUCUCUUGUGUGGCACGGUGUCGGAGACCCUCUGAAAGUCUGUGAUUAUGAUAUGAAUCGCGAGCCUAUUCUUAAGAGUUCGGAUCCAGCCCUGACGAAUUUACAACAAAUUUGCUGUGCAGGGUUUUUCUCCGGAACCCUUGUUGGCUGUUCGAUAGAAAGGUGUGGACUUCUAGGAAUUGUGCCAAUUCACCCUUCAUGAUCUUAUGUAUAAUUUUACUGAGAAUGCAUGUCAAUCUUAUAAGCCCGCAAUUUUUUCUUGACGUCCGGAUACCUCUUUUGAAUGGGGAAGUCAUAAGUGUUUAAUAUCAACCGAGCGAAAUGUCCAGUGUAAAAUUAACUUUUAAAUAGCAUUGGCUGGACUUCGGAAAGUCAACUUACAAGUUCUUCGAACAUUUUGAAUGGAAUUUUAUCUGAUCCUGGAGACUUCGAAUCUUUUAACACCUCUACAUACUUAUUUCGGCCUAAUGGGGCACGUAGAUGACUUCGUUCGUGCUGUUCGAUAUUUUUUAAAAAUGGCAGUUAGCCAUUUGAUUUAAAUGUGUUUCGGUUGAAAACACGAUAUAUCGUGUGAGGAACAGCUUGAUUGAUUUAUGCAAAAAUGACAUUUUAACUUUGAUUGUUGGCUUGACGUUGGAACGGCGUUCCAGUUAAUUCGUUGUGCGAUUGAUUCUUCCAUGACCAUAACAAUAAGUCAACUGGAGAAAUACUCCAAAUCCUUCAUUAGAUGAAUUUCGUCGAUCGUCAGUUAGCAGACCGAGGCGGGAACUAGUAGCCUUGAUUGCCAACCAAACACCUCUCAUGCUGCUCGCAAACUUGGUGAUCUUUUCGGGCAUCAACAAAACUUCUUCCAUUUACACAAUCAUCCUGAAGACUUCCCCGUCCAUUCGAUAUAUAUGGUAUCCAAACAAUUCUAUUUGGUUACCGAGAAUUUUACCGAAUAGCCAGAUUCCGAUUUUAUUUGGCGUAUCCGGCGACUUUUCGAUGAGGCAGGUAUACAGUUCACCAAGUUAGGAUGUCAGACUGGGUAUUUAUUUAGAAGCAUCGCGAUUUCGCCAGCCAGAUUUCCGUUCGAAUAGUUACUGUUUAGGCCGUGUUGCUUCCCUUCGGAUGUCCUUUUUGCUGGUGCCGUUCGUUUCUUAAUUGGCUACAUUAAAUUUACUUUCUUCUCUCGGAUCACUGGGUCGUACGGAUUUAGUUCUUCUGUGACGUUGAGCUCCUGGUUCCAUAAUGUUGUUUGCGGUACCUGAGUAGUUGCCGUUGUCCUAAGUAUUCCUGGCCGCUUCGGCUAAAUCAUCGUAUGCCUAAGAGCGACUUUCCCUGAGGAUUACCAGGUAGUGUUCGCCAUCCGUUGGACUUAAUUUUACUUUGGAGACAAGUUUUCAGUGUUCUAGAAGUUUUACUGGAGAGUAGUCUCGGUGAAAAAUCUCCUAAUAAGAGUUUAGGGACAUGGGUUUUCUGAAUAGGACCAAGAUAACUUGCUCCAAUUCUGAGAGGAUGCGGAUUCAGUUUACCUAGUCUGGCUUGGCCUUUUUUCCCUAUUCGUACUGUUUCUAGAAAUUUUACUUCCACGCUUAGGAAGAGAAGCUGUUUUAGUAGUCUAGGAAAGGAAACGAGGUCCGCUGAGUCAUGGUCGCCAGGGCUGACUGCAUUUUGUCAAGGUAAAUCCUGAACAAAUAAAUAUUUCUGAUGGUCCUUUUAGUCUUGACUUUAAUUUCCCGAGGAAUUCGCUACUGUUGUGGGUUCAAGUCCAAACGACACGACCAAGUUUUUCACACUUAGGUCAAACGGACUAUCCAAAUCUGCAAAAGGUCCAAUAAUGCAGGGAUGCUUUUUAAAGCAACCACGCAUCCAGCUUCAUCGGGAUGGUUUAUCAGGGAGAGUGGACUACAGGGAUACCCCUUACAAAGAUGACACAAACAUGUUGAAAAAAUUGGCAAAUGAUCCCUCCAAACCACUGGUGCAUAUUUGCCAUUCGUCAUUCGAAUUGGAAAGACUGCCAACCGAAUGAAAGAAAACAAAUAUCUACCCCACAUACCAUAAUGGAACUUGAGCCAACGUCAGUAAUUAUCGUCCCGUCGAUCUAACCUGCAGCUAUUGUUAAGUGAUGAAAAUGAUACCUAAGAAGGCGAUAUUAAAGCUCCUGAAGGAGAACCACUCACUCCCUGGGCCCCAACACGGCUGUAGAGAGUACCGUUCUUGCCCUUCCAGUUUCUGCAUUCGAUUGAGCAAUGGGUUCACUCACUGGACGAGCAGAGUAAGUUAGGCGUCAUCUACACUGAUUUCAGGAAGGCGUUUGACAGCGUUCCACAUGAAAAUUUAUAUUGAUAAGUAGGUCGUUUUUAUUUAAACGCCCGGACGGACACUUUCAUCACUUUACAAACUAUUCAAAAUUUGGAUAAGUGGAAAGCUGCUGGCCUGGAUAUUAAAUUUUCUUGGAGGGUGACCCCAAACCGCAUGCGUCGGUGCCUCGACGUUAACUCCCAUUCCCGGUUUAAGUGGCGUCCUCUAGGGUUCAGCCCUUGGGCCGUUACCUUUUCUAGACUAUAACAAUGUCUGUACCAGCAAGCUAGGUCGAAGCGCCGCCAUGUCUGCCGGUGAUUUCAAACUCCAGAGAGCUGUCAGAUCUGACGCAGAUAUGCACACGCUUCAAGAGAGUCUUCAUCGGCUUAGCAGCUAAUCUGCUCGUUGGUUCCUAAAUUUUAACUUUGUUAAGUAUGUGGUCAAAAAACUCUGUGCCAGAAGGAUAAACGAAGAAGAGGGUUCUUUCCGACCUCUUCUAGAUGAACGGCCCUUAAAACUGUUAUGGAACAGAAGGACCUCGGCUUUCUAAUGACCUCAUCGAAUAAAGCCCUCGCCACAAUGAUUAAAGGCAAUUAAACGCACGACACAAUUACUAUCCGCGUUGAAACGAACAUUGCACGGAUUGGUAACAAACUGUCCGGAAAAACUCACGGACCUUCGCUCGAUCCCAAUUGGACUAGGCCAUAGAGACUUAGCAUCCGUGGUUCAAGGAGGAUUGUCACCUUCUGGAAUGAAGGCAGACGAGGGUUACAAAAAUGGUGAAAGGUCUUGGUCAUCUGUCUUAAGAAUCUAGACUGGCUGAGUUCCAUCUGUUUCUCCUAAAUAACAGACAACUGCGCGGUGACCUAUCGGAUUGUCAGACGCCACUAAAGUGUCCUAGAGCUCACGGACUUCUUCAAAUGGGCUGGGACGUACGGUCUGCGUAGUCAUCUCUUCAAACUGCAAAGAAUGUUGGUCCACAUGGACGUCCGACGAGUCGCCUUCUUACAGAGGUCAGUUAGAGCAUAGAGCGGACUUCCUGCUGCGGUGGUCCCUCCUGGAACCGAUGAGGAACUUAAAUGCAGACUAAUAAUGAUAAUAAUUAUCAUUUUUACUGUAUCUAAAUCCGGUUUACAGGCAUUGUCAGAAAAGAUAAAAUACAGACCUGGCUGGCAGUGAAAAAACAUCCCAGGGAAUAAAUACAGAUGAUAGUGUUUUUGGAUAGUUUGGAUGGUUCAUGAGAAAAAACUGCUGUUUGUGAAAUGGCCACAUCCACAAGGGGUCAAGGCCCAAGGGGUGUAGGCCCCCAACGCUCAUGAUAGGUCAAGUAUCGGUGGUCCGAGGUUAAAACUCUUUUGUCAAAAAUUCUGGAUAGAAACUACUUUCUUCCGCACACCGGCACGCAGUAGGCUAAAUAAAGACGAACAGAAUUCCAGGCCGUGUCUGACGCACAUUUUAUAGAGGCCCAUUCGAAUAUCGCUGGUUUUAAAAUUUCGGAGGAUGAACCCAGUCAUUCUGCGGGCUUUGGAGACUAUCAGGAGCAGUGCCCCGAAAGAUUGAGGCUCCUGGAGUAUGAUACACCCAGAUCCUUCACAACCCCAGGCACAUUUAUGUCGUGACCGUCAAUACUUAGUUAGGGUUGGUGGUCAUCGCCACUUCCAUCCUCCUCCUCCUCCUCCUCCUCCUCCUCCUCCUCCUCCUCCUCCUCCACUGCCCCAACGGCGGCCGCUCAGGCGGCCGUCUCUCACAUCACCAACCGCGACACAACAACAGACACCACCCCCACCUCUCCCAACACCAGCGAUGAGGAUCAGGACUACACCUGCCCUCACUGA
Messenger RNA from Spirometra erinaceieuropaei, 7410 nucleotides. Lineage: Eukaryota; Metazoa; Platyhelminthes; Cestoda; Diphyllobothriidea; Diphyllobothriidae. The record is from the annotation of a GenBank genome assembly.